This is a messenger RNA of Abrus precatorius (Indian licorice), 411 nucleotides long. RefSeq lists its product as uncharacterized. The transcript has a single exon. The coding region runs from base 1 to 411 and encodes 136 amino acids. Lineage: Eukaryota; Viridiplantae; Streptophyta; Magnoliopsida; Fabales; Fabaceae. The record is from RefSeq and is a predicted model, not a curated record.
AUGGACAACUUGCUGCGUCUUCAUCAUGAUUCUAGUGAACCUCUUGAUGAUCCCCUAUCCUAUAGACGUUUAGUUGGUCGUCUAAUUUAUCUCACCAGUACUCGGCUAGACAUCACCUGUGCAACCCAACAACUUAGUCAAUUCAUGGUUGCCUUCACUCAUUCCCACUAUCUGGAUGCUUUGAGAGUUGUCCGUUAUCUAAAAGGUUAUCCUAGUAAAGGCCUCUUUUUUAGCCGGAAUUCUUUAUCUCAAUUACUUAGCUUCAGUGAUGCCGAUUGGGCCACGUGUGUUGAUACUCGUCAUUCUGUGAGUGGCUACUAUUUCUUCAUUGGAAGCUCACUGGUUACUAAAAAACUAAAAAGCAAUCUACUGUUUCCCAUUCUUCUGCUGAAGAUGAAUAUUGAGCUCUAG